AUGUCCUCGUAUACGUUUGGGCAAAAAUCUUUCACGCCAGUGCCACCCGAAAAGGGUAGUUUUCCUCUCGAUCAUGAAGGCUUCUGCAAACAAGUAAUGAUCGACUAUCUUCGAUGUCUAUUAGAACAUAAUAAUCAAAAUACAAUGUGCAGACAUAUUGCCAAGGAUUAUCUCGGUUGUCGAAUGGAUAAAAAUCUUAUGGCGCGUGAAGAUUGGUCGAAAUUAGGUUUCACUGAUGAAAUAAAGAAAACGUAACAGUUUGACAAAUAUUUGCGUGAUUAACAACGUAGAGAUUGAUCAUCAUCUACGUAAUAUCUCUGUCACUAUUUGUAUUCCCUUACUAUAAGCAAUCUUGCUUACAGUUACAAAUAUCUUGAAUACCACUUUAAAGUUCAUAGAAUAUAUUGUUCUCAGACUACGAUAAGUUCUUGGUACGUCUUUUUAAGACAGUUAAUGUUUAUGCGUUCUAGAAAUCUAUAGAAGCUAGAGUGCGAGUUCUGCUGCAUGUGAUUCAUCACAUUUAGAAGAGUAUAUAACUGCCAAUAUAUAAAGCAAAAAUAAUAAAAAAGGGAAGAACUUUGGAAGUGAUUUAACGAAGCAUUUAGAAGAAUCCGUUCAAAGGAAAGUGUCGGUAGUGCUUUAGAGCUUUAAUGAGAUUUUAAAAAGAGUAUAUAAAUAUAUAUAUAUACAAUUGUUACAAUGUAAAUGUAGUUUGUGGACACUGUUUAAAGUAUAUCGAGUAAAUAAGAUAUACCAUACGUUAUUAGAAAAAGAAAAAAUAAAUAAAUAUACAAGAUAA
This is a messenger RNA of Vespula pensylvanica (western yellowjacket), 799 nucleotides long. Its product is annotated as cytochrome c oxidase assembly protein COX19. The transcript has a single exon. Gene Ontology annotation, biological process: mitochondrial respiratory chain complex IV assembly. The record is from RefSeq and is a predicted model, not a curated record. Bases 1 to 255 code for a protein of 84 amino acids. Gene Ontology annotation, cellular component: mitochondrial intermembrane space. NCBI's taxonomy places the organism in Eukaryota, Metazoa, Arthropoda, Insecta, Hymenoptera, Vespidae.